AUGAAUUCGAAUUUUUCUGAACAACCUCGAGCAACAGUUCUAUCAUCGAAUCCGCAGACAACACUUGGUCAAGCGCAACGGCGUUUAAUGCGAGAUUUACGUGAUUUAAAUUUAAAUAAAGUAGAAGGUAUUUGUGCUUCACCAGUGGAUGCUCAUAAUAUUUAUUUAUGGAAUGCAAUAAUCACUGGUCCACCAGAUUCUAUUUUUGAAGAUGGAACAUUCCAGUUAACCAUGAAAUUCAACGAAAAUUAUCCAAACCAACCACCAGAAAUUCGUUUUGUUACAAAAAUGCUUCAUCCAAAUAUUUAUACAGACGGGAGUCUUUGUCUUGACAUUCUUCAAAAUAGAUGGAGUGCAUCACUCGAUGUUAGUAGUGUACUCAUAUCAAUUCGUUCAUUAUUAAUUGAUCCUAAUCCAAAUAGUCCAGCAAAUAGUGCAGCUGCAAUAUUAUAUCGAGAUAAUAGACGUGAAUAUGAAAGACAAGUACGAGAAUUAAUUGAAGAGUCAUGGCGCGAAGAUUUAGAUACUGAUAAUGAUGAUAAUUCAGAUGAUGAAGAAAUGAAAAAUAAGACAAGAGCAACAACAACAACAACAACAACUAAUACAACAAGAGAACAAGAAAAUGCUGAAUAA
Didymodactylos carnosus is the source of this 633-nucleotide messenger RNA. The record is from the annotation of a GenBank genome assembly. NCBI's taxonomy places the organism in Eukaryota, Metazoa, Rotifera, Eurotatoria, Philodinida, Philodinidae.